CCCUACUACUACUACCCUGCUGCCCUGCUAAGAACCCAGGACCUGCUGCCAGUCCCCCAUAAACCCCUGCCCCUCCAACUGAUAAUAGUUGGCAUAGUAAAACUACAAAAUAACCAUCCCAUCCGCCGCCGUCAGAUCGUACAAGACGCCCGAAAACCUCAAAGGAAGCAAACAUCGCUUUCCCCUUCCCUUCCUUCCAAUCCCAUAUCGCGCAUUUCUUUUCCUUAUUCCCUCCCUCGGUAUUCUCAAUCUUGUCUUUUUCUUCCCGCUGGUCAUACAAAAGGAAUUGUUUGAUACCCCUUUACACAAGACGAGUCUGCUUGGUCAACUCGAAAAAAAAGUGUACAUAUUUUGUUAAUCUCGGCAUCUUCGCCACAUUUGCUUUAUCCGUUCCUACGUACACAAGACCGGUCAGUUAAUCCCAGCCUCUGCUUAUUUGAACUACCUGAGCUCAACAAUUGCCAGUUUACUUAUUUCCGAGUCCAAGCGAGCGCUCAAAUAUAUGAAUUAAAGGGACAGAAAAAAAAGGAGCGUCUUCAUUUCCACCCGCUAGUCGCAUUAUAGAUUUGAAUUGGCUCCUCUCUGCUUGAGCUUUUGUCAUGAAAAUAAUCAUACUGGGUCUCACUCUGUAAUGAUUGAAAGUCCGUAAAUAUGAUGAGCACAAGCAACCCUUCGCAUGCGCAUGCUGUAUCAGCAGCUCAAUCACGACCAAGGAGAGUCCGUACUAGCAAACCAAAGGUCAAGACAGGCUGCAACAAUUGCAAGCAACGGCGUAUAAAAUGCGACGAAUUGCGACCAAGCUGUACUAAUUGCCGUCGCUCCAAGAAAGAAUGCUCUGGUUAUCCACCUCCACCACGAGCCAAAGUCUUUGAAGAGGUUAGGAUUGCGCCCAAACCCGGUGCCGGACAUAUUUCCCCGAUUUCACCAGCGAAUGACUCUGGCCGGCUCCUCCGGCCCCAAUCUCUUCCGCGGCCAGAUGUUGCGCGGUUAGAACCCCAUCAAGUGCCUGCAAGACGUCUCACACCUCCACAAACGCCGAUAGAAAGCUCAUCGUUGACCAUUCAUCGACCAUCCAUGCUCUCUUUUGACCUUAACGAAGGCCCGUAUUUCCAACUCUUCAGAGAACGCACAGCUAGCGAACUGUCGGGAUUUUUCGACUCCUCUUUCUGGACCCGAAGUGUCCUACAAGAAUGUCACUCGGAAGAAGCCAUUCGGCAUUCCGUCGUCGCCCUAGGUGCUCUUUACAAGACACUAGAAAAAAUGUCGGAAUCACCACCAAGUUCACCAUCUGCUGUCGUGGAUGUAUCAGAUAAUGCGUUCCGACAUUGGGGGGUCGCUUUCAAAAGUUAUUCCUCGGCAUUGGCAUCCAUGAGGACAUCGACUUCUCAAGAUCAAAAGUCGCAACGGAUAAGCCUCAUGGCAACUGUUUUAUUAGCUUGCUUUGAUUCCUUCAUUGGGGACCAUACGCAGGCGAUUACACAAAUUCAAAGCGGCCUCCGACUCCUAGAGACGUUGCGCGCCCAGCGUAGAAACGCCUUCCUCCCCAAACUCGAGGAACCGGUUGAACGAGACCUGGUCCAGAUGUUCACCCGCCUAGCAAUUCAAGCCAAGUCUUAUGACAUGGCUUUCCAUUUCCCCGAACCAAACGUCAUACGCCUCUCUCCUCAAGAUACCAACGACCAUCUUGCGUCCCCCUCUUCAGAUGGGGCGUCGCCGAUGUCGACAAUCCAAGCACAGCUACCAGAAAUAUUCCAGUCUCUAUUUGAUGCGAGAUUGGCAUGGGAUAACCUAUGCGAGCAAAUGAUGCGAUUUAAUGAAAAUAUGUUCACAUUUACCACUUCGAUGAGUCCCAUGGGCGUGCUUCCAAAUUCGCUGAAACAGUACGGCACUGGGUUCGGUGAAAAGUUGACUGCCUGGUCCAAGGCUUUUGACCCGAUACUGAUGUCUCGUUCAGCACCUGCAAAGAGCAGCCAGGAGAAGACAGCAAUUGCUGUACUCAAAAUGAACCAGAUUAUGGGUGAAAUCCUAUUUUAUAUGACAUUUAGUGAUACCGAGCUCCAAUUCGACGCAUACGUGCCACACUUCAAACAAAUCGUCACCUUGGCCAUGGAAGUGGUAGGAGACGAAGAGCGCAGGGCCGCCGCAAAACGGUGCCCAAAUCCGCAAUUUUGCCACCACCAACCUAUCCACGCAGAUGUUUUUGGCGGUGGGCAAAACACAGCUCGACAUAUUAAACCAAGUUUUAGCGCCGAUUUGGGUAUCGUACCUCCGCUUUUUGUCGUUGCUACGAAGUGUCGAGAACCGAUGACGAGGCUCCAAGCAAUCCAGCUCUUGCAAACCAGCUCACGGAGGGAAGGUAUGUGGGAUAGCGAACUCGCAGCUCGUAUAGGCAAGUGGGUUAUGGAGAUAGAAGAAGAAGAUGAUGGUACCGAUGACUUGGGACGCCCUACAUCUAGUUCAACUGAUGCAAUGGGCUUUUCCACAGGAAGUCCCAGCAACCGAUCGACUAGUUCACCUGUCUUUGGAGACGAUGUUCCCCUCGGUCCCGGCGGCAACGCUCGUUGGGGUGGCCGGGGGGAGAGCGUCCCAUUCUCGCCUUUUAGCAGGAGAACUAUACCGGAAGAGAAGCGUGUUAUGGUGCGGUCCGUUGAGUUUGAUCUUCGUGACCAUGUAGCAACGAUCACAUGUGGCACACGAGGGUUAAUCCCCGGCAUGCGGGACCCACGGACACGCAACACUACCAUUCGUUGGUGAUUCCUUGCUCCGCGGUUUGAUUUCUCACGAUAAUGCCACAAAAUAAUUAAAAAGCUGGUCUAGUUGGUGUGUAAUUACACCCCCCACCACCCUAGAUGGGAUUCACUUCGAUUUGAACAUUUUGGAUUUACCUGGCAGGGCCGUCAUUAAAAUCUAUAAAGCUGGCUAUGAGAAAAAGUGUAACGAAUAAUGUUGGGAAUUGGAGGCAAUAAAGAGAAGAAAAAAACGAUAACGUUUCUCAGGUAUGAAUGUUUUAUUAUAUCACUGAUGCAAUAGUUUGGACCCAACCCGCUGGGGGGCUCCCUUUGAAUGUUUAGGUAGCGACCUAUGAUACCAUUAAGAAGAACAGAGUUGUUGGUGAUAGUAUAACGCGGUAUUUCUUGCCUUGUGAAGAAUGACAAUGUGCCAAGAGGCGGGAUAUGUUACCUGAUUCGUUUUUAUUUGGCAUAUGAUUCAAUCCGGAUCCCCGUGAAGAUCAUCGUGCCGUCUUGCAUAAACGAUGAAUCAGUGCCCAAAAAUAUAGAGGACUAGAUGACGCCGGAGUUAACAAGGACCUCGAUGGCAAACGGAGUUGUAAGGACAUAAGCCAUUCUUGGUGUUUGUCAGGCAGCGAUCUGAAGUCGUCAUCUAGAUGAUGUUACGUCCAGGUCAAAAAUGAAUCAACUGAAUGACGGAUAUCAUUUAGUAAAUGAUCGAUCCUAUUAUGAUACUCAAUUAUACAUUCCAUUUUGAUAUUAUUUUAUAUAGA
Hypoxylon trugodes is the source of this 3502-nucleotide messenger RNA. RefSeq lists its product as uncharacterized. The coding region runs from base 652 to 2754 and encodes 700 amino acids. Gene Ontology annotation, molecular function: DNA-binding transcription factor activity, RNA polymerase II-specific; zinc ion binding. Gene Ontology annotation, biological process: regulation of DNA-templated transcription. The transcript has 2 exons. The record is from RefSeq and is a predicted model, not a curated record. NCBI's taxonomy places the organism in Eukaryota, Fungi, Ascomycota, Sordariomycetes, Xylariales, Hypoxylaceae.